AUUUAAAGGACAAGCUAGCGCCAGACAUGGUAAUUAUGUCUCUGGCUAAAUGCAUUGUCUUGAACAUUUCUAAUUUAAGAUCUGCUGUUCAGAAGGCUGUAAACUGCUCAUUUAUUUUGGUGAGGACCAAAGGAUCUCUGGUAUUGAUUUUAUUCUUUGGGCAAUCUUACGUGAAAUUAACCUGGAGUCUUGGAUCAAAGAAGACCAUUACUUUUACCACCUAAUUCUGUUUAGGGGGAAAAUCACUGGCUCACCAAGAAACAUUGGAACAGUGUCUCACUUAAUCCAACACUUUCCAUGUGUUUUGCAAGAUAAAUGGCAAAUGCAAAGUGAUGUGCAUCACUUUUGCUGCCUCAAGAGGUGAAGAAAGUGAGCCUGUAUGGAAACACAUGAGGAAAAAAGAGCAAGGCUCAAUUUGGUAUGAUGCAGUGGAGAGUUCUUUUUAUGUAAGCUCCAUUUCCUAUAUUUUUGUUUACUUAAAUCUAUUAGCUACCCAACUCCAAAGGAGCCUGGGUGAAUUUUGCACAGGGAACAAUUCUUCCGCCAUUUCCCAAAAGUCAAAAUAUUAGCAUUUGCUAUAUCUAUGGUGUUUUGCAGAACAACAAAAGGUGUUUUUGUGAUUGAAUGCAUGUUCCUAUGUCUGAAAUGAAAUAAUAUGAAGAGGUAUAGUGGAGAGCAGCAAAUAAAUGUCAAUUUAUUUCUCCAAUGGAUGGGGAGGGUCUUAAUUCAUCCUUCCCAAUGUAAAAAGGGAAACUUCUCUUUUUCCUUACAGGCAAGUCAUGGAAAUCUUUAACCGCAUCCCAGAAAAGACCUUACGUUGAAGAGGCAGAAAGGCUGAGGGUUCAACACAUGCAAGACUACCCCAACUAUAAAUAUCGGCCCAGAAGAAAGAAGCAGGUCAAGCGGAUCUGCAAGCGGGUGGAGCCAGGCUUCCUGCUGACUAGCCUCUCCAGGGACCAAGACCACAUGUCUGAGAAGAGGAUGUGCAGCCGAGCAAUGGGUGAGAAGGAUGAAUAUUCAACUGCCUCAGUAAUGCCAAACCUCAGGAGAUACCAGGAGGUCCAGAGCAAUAACACAGGUACUCCGAUGGACAUGUAUCCAUAUGGGCUGCCUACUCCUCCUGAGAUGUCACCCUUGGAUGUGAUAGAUCCUGAGCAGAGUUUCUUCUCCUCCCCUUGUCCUGAAGACCCUCGCCAUCCCCGUAUGUCUGGAGACACCUAUUCUCUAGAAUAUGCCACCAGCCCUCUCCAGUGCAACCACUCUUUGGGUCACAUGCCAGUCUCUCAAUCAGCUUCCACGAUGCACUCUGCUUCCUCCAGUUGCCCAGCACCUCCCACAGGAAAUUAUUACUCUCCAGCUUUCCCUCCUAAUCUCCAAGUCCCCAGCCUCCACAACCAUCUUGGGCAGCUCUCACCUCCCCCGGAGCAUCAGAACUUUGAUAGCCUGGAUCAGUUGAGUCAAGACGACCUUCUAGAGGAGAUGGACCGCAAUGAGUUUGAUCAGUAUCUCAGUGCCCCUGGACAUCCAGAGCCUAGUGGGCUCACCGUCAACGGACAUGUCCAGGUCUCUCAGACAGCAAGCAGCUCACACUCCUCAGAAACCAGCCUAAUUUCUGUCCUUGCAGAUGCAACAGCUACAUAUUACAAUAAUUACAGCAUUUCUUAGGUCAGAGAGAUGAGACUUCUCCUGUGGACCAGUUUGCUAGCAGAGAGUUUCCUUUUCUCUGGGUUUCCCACCUUGAACUGAAAUAAUUUUGGGGGUCACUUUCUAGAUAAUUAUUCCAGUUUGCUGACAUUCUUUAUACCCAGUCUAACUAUUGAGCAUCUGUCUUCAGAAGUGUCUUUGUAUCCCAGUUAAAAGGAUACAUCUUCAGUGAUGCAUCCAGGCACCUUAGUACGUUGACUUAAAUUAAAGAAUCCUUGUUUUUUCAUCAAACUGAGGGGCCCUGACAGAGCUGAUAUAGCAUAAUAAUCCUUACAAAUUUGGUCUAACUACAGAGGAAUGACAUCAGGAAAUAUACAUGACCACUUACGGAGUCUUUCAACCAAAGAUGCCCUUGAAUGCAUUUCCUCAAGAAAUCACUGCUAAGCAGACUCAGAUGUUUAGCUCUGUCUGUGUGUACGCAUUCAAUUUGUUAUGCAGAAUGUCUUCUCAAGUGUUUUUGCUCUUUGCUCAAUUGCCAUUUGUUUCCAUGGGCUCACAUAAGAGAUUUUUCACUACCGAAACUGAAACAGAAUAUGAAACAAUGUCAAAGGUGUGAUCACAGAAGCAUCAUUUUCCUUCUGGAUUGGGCCACUUAUCAUCUCAUCUUCCUGUUGUCUCUGCCAAAGAAAUUUUUAUCUUAAAAUAUCAGUAAGAUAUGCCCUAAUUAGGGUAAUCAAAUGAAUGUGUAGCUCUUUAAAAGUGUCCCUCUCCUAUCAACUCUUACAUUUUUCAAAUUCUACAAGGGUCUCAUGUUUCAAACCACCUAUCAUCUCUUUCAGUUUGGCAUAUGUUGACAAACUCAGAAUUGGUUAUAGCAAUAGGGCAAAAUGGGUCAAAACAAGGUGGGGCUUCAUCAUAUUCAUCAUAAGGUGUGAUUUUGUCAUAAUCAGUGGUCAAUGAGGCUAUAUAAUCUCAUCACUAAAUGUAGGUCAGAAGAAUUGCAUGUGGUUUGAACAACACUUUGCUAAUUCUCAUUGUAGUGCCUGUAUGGUAUUGCAAUUUUUAGGAAGGGUCUAUCAGUCACAAUGUAUGUUAGCUUUCUGUUUUUUUUAAAGCAAUACAGUUUGGCUGUUGCCCUUUGCAUCUUUCAGGAUCUUGUCUUUUUUCCUUGCCUAUGGAAGAGGUGUCGUAUGCUUGGGAACAACCAAGAAAGAAGCAUCAGGUGCAAAUAAGAGCAUUUGUGAAUGCAUUUCAAGUGUCCAAAUAAGUGAAGUUAACCUCAAUAACAUUUUAAUUUUAGCGAGAAGUGUACAAAUCAUUUCAAGAUCAGAACUAAACAUUUCAGGGUGGCGAUGGUUCACUUAUUUUAUAUACCUUUAAUUCUAAUCUAAAUGGAUCAGGGGAAUUUAGAGUGGGGGGAAAAUAGGAGUCAGGCAUUUCCCAUAACAAGCUGAUUUCCAGAUAAGUUGACAGCCAUCAUCGCCCAAGCUGGUUACAUAUAAGAGCUAAUAGUCUUAACACAUUUGCUAUUGUGCUUUGGACUAUGAUCUAAACUGUCAACAAAGAAUGUCAAAGAGAUGGGUAAUCUAGAUUAGGAUAAUUAUUAAAAACACCUUUCUUAAUACCCCUGUUACAUCUACUUCAUCCCCUCCCAGAAGCUGCUUUUGAAUUUAAAAGUCUAUGUAGAGUGUUUUUUUUCUGGAGGGUGGUGUUCUCUUGGCUUCUUAUAAACUUACAAAGAACCUAUAAUUUAGGGAAAACUGAUUCCCUUCUCAUCCCCUAAUGGAUAUUUUAUAAGUGGUGAGAGAUAUACACCAUGGAAGGUAUUAUCGAUCACGAGAUUUAUUUUUGGCUUCAGAGAAGUGUAACAGCCUGUACGGUAUUUCUAAAAAUGCAGUUAUUUUAAGUAACCUUUCUUGAUGAUAUGACAUCUUUAAAUGCAUGUGGGGAAACACUGUCCCUUAACGCUGUUUUUCUAUGUGAUAGUUUCCAAAGUAGUUGAUUUCUGGGAGAUGUAGUAGCCUUAUGAAUUUAUAUUUGAUAUACACUCUUUGCCAAAGGCACUAACAUAUUUGUUUCCUUUUAUAUUUAAACAUACUUAGAAUUCCCUUUUAAACAUGCUAAAUUCUUCAGUGUCAAAAUUAUUGUACAAGUUUUUUCUCCGUUUAAAAAAAAAGGUUCUUACUAAAGCUGGCCAUCGUUAUCCAAAGUAUUUCUAAGACAAAUUAAAAUCAAUUUCAGGGACAAUUUCAGCCAUCGCAUUCAGUUCUCCAUUAAAUCCAAAUAAUGUUUUUGAAUUGUGAGCCGCCCAAAAUCAUUUUUGCUGAGAUGUGAAGCUAUAGAAAUAAAAUAAAAUAAAUAAUCCAAAAUGCCUUGCUUCUGCAGGAUAUUCCCAGUGAAGGAUGCAAAGUGAAGCUUCGAUAAGAUCAUAAACACAGUUGGGCUUCGUUUAGUGAAAGUAGUUGCUUAACAAUCAAGUUGCUUCUCCAGUUUUGAUAA
Messenger RNA from Thamnophis sirtalis, 4143 nucleotides. Lineage: Eukaryota; Metazoa; Chordata; Lepidosauria; Squamata; Natricidae. The record is from RefSeq and is a predicted model, not a curated record.